Ciona intestinalis (vase tunicate) is the source of this 3144-nucleotide messenger RNA. The record is from RefSeq and is a predicted model, not a curated record. NCBI's taxonomy places the organism in Eukaryota, Metazoa, Chordata, Ascidiacea, Phlebobranchia, Cionidae.
UGCUUUUAUCAUGUCCCUUGUUUGUGGUUCAAUACACCGGGUGCUUUCCCACGUAACGAGAAUCUGAAUCCAACGAAGUGUAAAACUUUUCGGCGCGAAGGUAAAGCUAUAAAGCACGCGACAGAUAAUGUUAGGUCUGUGACGUUGGUAUUGUGUAGAAGCAGUUUUAAUUCGAGGCGCUAUCUACGUAAUUGAAAACCGCGGUCAAAUAUCUAAAGCAAUUCCUGCUCUUAAACCAGUGUUCACAUUGAUUGAACCCAAUCCAGUUCGCCAAAGAUUCGUCGAGAAACAAAGUGAGACGAUUUCUAAACGAAGUACAAGCGACACAAAGAAGACAAAUAUGGAAGACUCGAAGCAAGAUAGUAAGAAGACAAAAGUUGAAGAAAUACCAAAAGAAAAGAAGGCUGACCUGUUUGAAGACGUCUGCGGGAAAAGUGAGGAGACAGCCCCGCAAAAUUUAUCUCUUGAUAUGCUUCUGGAUGGCGCCGACAAAUUGACCAGUCAUGGAGAGCAGAAUGUCGUUACUUUUAUGCAAAGAUCAAUGUUCUUAUCAGCUGGAAGAAGUUUAAGUGGUAAUCAAGGUGUAGAAGCAGAGAGAAUGAAUGAAAGGUUAAAUGCUCUUGGUCAGGAAGUGGUCUUGUCAUGUAAUGGAGCAGAUGGCAACGUCCUUAAUGCGAUAGAAAAAGUGAAAACGCUUCAUAUAAAACUUGUUCGGGAGGCGGAGGGUUCACUUCCAGCACCUAUGCUCGGUAAGUACAGUUCUGAAGACCAGAACGAAGAGAAUGAGAAGAAAAAGGUUGAAGAAAUGAGAGAAUUGAAUGAACGACUGAACAAGGCAUAUUACGGCAUGCUCUCUUGUGCUGCUGGGGAAGUGGAGACAAUGCUUGGUUCUGCGCCUUGUCCAUUCGCUCAUGUAGAUACCGGGCAUCCAGCACUAGGUGACGCAAAUCCACAGAAUGCAUUCAACAGUUUCUUAUUGUUAGAUCAAAAGAAUAACGUUGAGGGGGUACGAAAAUACUUCCAAUGCUACGGUACACUGUUCAAUGUAAUCAUGAUGAACAUAGGCCAGACUCAGUUGGUUGAAAAUGCGAAAGAAGAGUCGACAAACUUUAACCUUCUUGAUGUAGCUACUGAUUGGAAGGCUUUUGCUCCAAAUGGUUUGCAAUUUAAAAUUACUGAGCGAUUUGUGGAAAAAUUACACUUUGGUGACCAAUUUGUUAAAUUCCUUGAUGAUACAACAACCUCUCUAUCCGAGGAAACAGAAGAAGCAUUGGUGCAACAAGAAUUACUUGCUAGAGUUAAAUUUGUGUUUGGAGACACUUCUAAUUUUAAGAAGAAAAUUGAAACGACCACUUCCGGUUUGCAAAAAUAUUAUAAGUCUAAUGUUGGGUUACGUAGAAGUAAACUGCAACAGGACCUUGCGCAAUUUGGAGUGUCCAUCGCCCAAGAAAACCUUGGUUCUCCUGAGAUCUUGAAGCGUUCCUUGUUUCAUUCAAUUCCAAUGCUAAUUCCACAUCUUAAGAUGUUAAGCGGUGACGUCGGAGAAGCUCUGACGUCAUCAGCUGAGAUAUUGGGAGAAUUUUCAAGCAAGUCGGUUCACAACUUACGCUACGCGGAGUCGCUUGUAAAAGAAGCAAAGUUAAAGCUGUAUUUAAGAAGCGACGCCAUAUCUGUACUUAGUAAGCUCACGGCUCAACCUAUUAUAGACGCAAUUGGUAAGCAAGGGAUUUUAGAUUUCUUUCAGAUUGGAAUUGGCUUAAAAAGAGCACUGGAAGCAUUUGUGCAAGGUGAUGGUGAAUCUAAUCCUUCAGCAAUCAAUGCUUACUUGGAAUCACGGUUUGACUGGCAUUUGCAUGGGGAAAUAUCAUUCUUUCUGCAAGAUUUCGAAGGAGCACGAGAAUGCUUGAAAAGGGCCUUGAAAAGUACAACGGACAAUCGAAAGUUGGCGGCUAGCAAUGAACUGCUGGGAAAAUCGUGGGUGCAUUCGCUCAAAUUCAGCAGCGCAAGCCGAUGGUACGAAGAGGCCGUGAAACAUCGCAGACAAGUGUUGGGUAAAGACCCAACAAUCCGGUUAGAGCUGGCACAGUCUCUAAGUCUUCACGCUCAAUGCUUAAUUGAAAUUAACACAGCAGAAGCAAAAUCAAGGCUUAAUGACGCGGUUAAAAUCUAUGAGGAUCUGAAAGGAACAUUGCCACAAGAGUGCUUAAAGGGUUUGGCAGAUAUAAAAGACUCGGAAGGCUGGAUGUUUUACAAGGAAGGCCACUACGAAGCCUCCCUUGCGAGUUAUCAAGAAUCCAGGGAUCACUACGAUGGCUUCUACAAGUCAGCCAUCAACCAUGAUACAAUAAAAGUCAGGAACGGGAUGGCUUUAUGCUACAAGAACUUGAAAAAUUUCAAAGAUGCAUUGGAAACAUACGAAGAGGUUUUGAAAAUGAAAAGAGCAUUGAUAGGACGACAAACUGCAGAUGUGAACAUAGCUUCGUACCUCCGGUUUAUGGGAGAUUGUAAUAAGGAGCUUGGUAAGUAUGAAGAAGCAGAAGCAAAAUACAAGGAGUCGAUUUCUGUUAGGAAAUGUGCGCUGGGGUCGGAUGGAGAGAAACGAUGCAGUGUCGCAACAACCAUGUGCAAACUCUCCGAUUUGUACAUAAGAACAAGGGAGUGGGUACAAGCAGCCAGAACAGCCAUGAAAGCGUUCAACCUCGCAAAGGGGGCAUUUGUAUUCAGGAAUGGCCCGAUUCUUAUGGGCGAUUCUGCCAAGCUGAUGGUCAAGUCAGCGAACCGUGUAAUGGAGACAAGUGAUACAGAUGAGGCAGACGGUUUGGAAAUGGAGGCAGUUUUAGAAAUUCUCAAAGAAACGAAGAUUGAGCUGGAAAAAGAAGAAGGGUUUGCGGAAGUUUUAACUCAACUUAAAGAAGCGGAGAAUUCGCUUCAACAACGUUUUGCUGAACCCAUGCAACAGUAAACGUUGUGGACGUUUUCGUCAAAGACUGACCACCAUUUGCGGUGGUUAUCAAACAAUUUAAAGUCACAAUAUAUACACAUGUAGCUGUUGUACUGCCUGUGGGCGGAGUUCAUUGAAUGGAUAAAUGUUACUUAUUUACCUUCGCAUGGCGGGGUUUCCACAAUAAAUAUGUAGCUUUGUCA